GUUCCGCCACCCACGACGGACUACUCGUGACUUGGGGUGACGAGGAGAGACGUGCGGACUUGGGACGAGAAGGAACUAGGAAAUGGGGAAUAUUGCGUGAGCGUGAGGUGUACGGAAAGGGGAGAAGAAAGAGAGAAGAUUGGUGGAAAGUAAGGAGAAUGGUGGUUGAGUGGAAGAAAGGAAUGGAAGUGGCGAGAAACAGAUUGACGUGGGGCAAAAGUUGGGUUUCAGACGGGGCGUGUUCAACAAGCAUUCGGACUUCGGGCCAGUGGCGUGUUCAGCAAGAAAGUCGCGAUUGCGUGUGCGACUCGGCAUGACACGAAGCGCGCAAGUUACUCGCAGCGCACACGGCAGUUACGAACCGCGUUUGUUCUUUCUUGUUUGCCUAUAAAUCAGUAUACUCUUGUGUGCUUUGUAUCUCAUUGGAACUAGUGGAAUGCUUGUGUGUAUUGACAACUUGCAACCACUUUGAGAUCAGAUUAUGAGGCAAGGCCCUUGAGGCUAUUUGCACAAGUAUUUCUAAAUACUUUUCGCUGCGCCGGAGGCGAUAGUCGCCUAGAACUCGUAUCAGAGCUAGCGUUGAAUUGCUGGCGAAUUUUUCUGCGUGGAGUCUACUUAGUGCGCUAAGUAGAGCAGAGGAGUUAAAGGAGAGGAGCCUAAGCCUACGUCAUGGCGGGUGACGAGGUUAGUUCGGGAUCCAGUGUGAGCAUUGGAGACCCGCAGAUGAGAGCUCUCCUGGAGGCCCUGUCGAGGGGGCAAUUUGUGGUGAAACCGACGAUUGGGCUCAGCGAGGCCCAACGUUUCAAUGGAAGCAGCUACAGUACGUGGCGCUUGAAGUUCAGUCGAAGGGCGGAGGAGGUGGACCUUUGGCCCUACUACUCGCCGGACAAGGAGACAGGGGAGGGAGUACCUCCUACUGAGACGGAGACGGCGGAGAAAAUUGCAGAAUUCAGAAGGAAGAGUAAGCAAGCGUUUUUUCAGUUGUGUCACUCAGUUUCUGACGGUAUUGCCGUCAAUUUGGACCCGUUUAAGCGUGAGGUGAAUUCUGCGGAGAAGGCCUGGGCAUGUUUGGAGAGCAUGUAUCUUAGGCCAAGCAACGCUAACAAGUCUGCUGUACGUAAGAAGUUGUUGUUGCUCAGCAUGCGAGAGGAUGAGAAGAUCAUCGACUACGUCAACAGAGCACGCAGCCUCAACGAUGAGCUAGCGGCGAUGGGAGAUGCUGAGAACGAGGAGCAGAUGAUCGAGCACACAGCGAGUGGACUACCCGAGACGUGGGCAACAGAGAAGAGCGGCCUUGUUCUUCACCCUCCAGAGAGCAUGACGCAGUUAGUGGACAAGCUGCAGUCGAUUGAGGCGAUGAAGAUAGCGAGCAAGGGGAAGACGGAAGCUGCAUAUGGUGGGCAGGAGAAGCCGGGGAUGGUGAAUGCAGCAGCGGCUUGGAGGAUUAGUGGUGCUUGUUACCACUGCGGUAAGAAAGGGCACAAGGCGAUAGAUUGCUACGACAAUCCCAAGAGCAGGAACUAUAAGGGGAAGGAAGCUGCAAGCGACGGAGAAGGUUGGCAGCAACGGAAGGGGUUUGGAGGCACCUGCGAUUUUUGUGGGAGGUACGGAUAUAGGGCAGCAGAUUGCUAUUCCAAUCCAAACAGCAAGAGUUACAGGGGUCCAGCACAUCAGCAGCGGAAUGCACCGAAGGCGAACGUGAUGGAAGCAGAGAAGGAGAAAGGGGAUAUUAUCCUUGGAGGCGCACAUCGGGCGAACAUUGCGCGUGUGUCAAACCUGCAAGUUGACGGGUUCAAGCUCCACGGCUGGUACUUCGAUAGUGGCUGUACACAACACAUGACGAACAGGUCAGACUGGUUGGAGAAUGUGAGAGAGUCGAGUGAGAAGUUCAUACUGCUGGGAGAUAGCACAAAGUUACCCGUCACUGGAGAAGGUGACGUCCUACUGUGUAGCAGGUUCGGGGAACUGAAGCUGAAAGGAGUACUGCUGGUGAAGGACCUAUCCAUGAAUCUGAUUAGUCAGUCACAGAUGGAUGCAUUGGGAUGUAAGGUGCUCAACGACCAGGGCAAGGUUACAGUAUUUGGUCCAACGUGGGAAGUAGUUGCAGACGGGAAGCUGAAGCGGGGUUUCUACGAGAUGGAUUUUAUGCCGAAGCUGUUAGUAACGGAUGGGUAUGAGGAGGACAACAUAAGCAACGAAGCUGUGGUUGUACGGGAGGAGACAGGCGCUGAGGCAGCUAAGAAGCAGGAUGCUGGAGAUCUCGCAACAAGCACGAUGAUGGCCAACAGAGUGGAGGCAAAGGUUGGAGAAACAGGAUGGGAGGAGAAACAGAAGCAGGCAGCAGCAGAGACAAGGAAAGAGGAGAUAGAGCAGUCUGAGGAACCCGAGGGAAAGAAGCAGACAGUAACGACUAUCAACUGGUUUGGUAAGAUUUUGGAGGUCAGUAAGGAAGGAUGGAUAGUACGGGCUAGCGACGAGUUGUUCUGUGAUUGUGAGGGUAUCCUAGAAUGGGCAAGAGAGAUUGGAGACUCUACUGAGGGCGAGGAGUAUAGUAAGGAGAAGAAGCAGACCAAUCCUCAUCUGAGGGUUCAGAGUUAUCCAUUCAAGCCUGGUAAGCAGAAGCAGAAAGCCAAGCAGUUGCAGGGGAGUAUGGAGCUGACUUAGAGUGCGAGGAUGGAGAAUGCAGGGGAGCACUAGAAGAGACAAUCACAUGGAAGGUGCGUGGUUGACAGAACCACAGGGGAGGUUGUUGGAGUGGUUCCGCCACCCACGACGGACUACUCGUGACUUGGGGUGACGAGGAGAGACGUGCGGACUUGGGACGAGAAGGAACUAGGAAAUGGGGAAUAUUGCGUGAGCGUGAGGUGUACGGAAAGGGGAGAAGAAAGAGAGAAGAUUGGUGGAAAGUAAGGAGAAUGGUGGUUGAGUGGAAGAAAGGAAUGGAAGUGGCGAGAAACAGAUUGACGUGGGGCAAAAGUUGGGUUUCAGACGGGGCGUGUUCAACAAGCAUUCGGACUUCGGGCCAGUGGCGUGUUCAGCAAGAAAGUCGCGAUUGCGUGUGCGACUCGGCAUGACACGAAGCGCGCAAGUUACUCGCAGCGCACACGGCAGUUACGAACCGCGUUUGUUCUUUCUUGUUUGCCUAUAAAUCAGUAUACUCUUGUGUGCUUUGUAUCUCAUUGGAACUAGUGGAAUGCUUGUGUGUAUUGACAACUUGCA
Molecule: messenger RNA, 3219 nt
Organism: Closterium sp. NIES-67
Lineage: Eukaryota; Viridiplantae; Streptophyta; Zygnematophyceae; Desmidiales; Closteriaceae
Source: the annotation of a GenBank genome assembly